AUCAAGCAUUCACAAGUUCCACAUAUUUCUCCUUCAAAUAAUCUUCUAAAAGUACUUUCAAAAAGUAAUAAUAAUAAUAAUAAUAAUUUUGAAAAUCCCUUAUUUAUAUCUUCUAUUUCUGACCACCUUAAGGAUUCCAAAAACUGUCUUACUUUUUGGUAUCCUUAGUUUUUCUUUCUAUACUCUUUCAUCUCCUGAUCUUAUAACCAAAAUAACAUAAUUAUAAAGUCCUUUUAUCCAAAAAUGAGCUCCAAUAAUUAUGCUCUACCUUCUCUUCUUCUCCUCCUCCUCUUCUUCUUCUUAUCUAAUCAAGCUCAAGGUAUUCGCUUGGGAAAUGGAAUCAUGAUCAAGCUUGUUGGGCAACUAGCAAAAACCCUAGAAGAAGAAGUAGUGGAAGGUUUUAGGAAAACUACUAUUUGUGAAAAUGGGCAUUGUAAUUCAGGAAACAAUAGAAAACUUAUGACUGUGACUACACCACCAAUACCAUCAUCUCCAACUCCUUCUACAAGGAAUAAUGAAGAAGAAAAUUACAAAAAGGGGAACCCCAAGUCAUCAAAUAAAGAAGAAUCAUCAAGUGUGAAAAAGAAGGAUGAUUUGGAGAAUUCAGAGGCAGUUUCUAAAAACCUUGAGGCAGCCCUUGACCUUAUAGACAUUGCAGAAAUGGACUAUUCUCCAGCAAAACGAAAGCCUCCAAUACAUAACUAAACUAAUCCCAAAAUUAAAAAAAAAAAAAAAAAAAAAAAAAAAAAAAAAAAAGAGAGAGAGAGAGAGAGAGAGAGAGAGAGAGAGAGAGAGAGAGAGAGAGAGAAAACAACAACCAAACAAUAAAGUUUAUAUUUCAAAAAAAAAGAUCUAUAUAUUCAACAAAGGCGUAGAAAAAAAAAGAUAUAUAAUUUGGGAUAUAAAAGACAGCCUUACACAAAUGCUGCAGGUUUUUUAGGGUUUAGCUUAGGGAAACUGUCCUCUUGUACAAAGCAUUAUUAUUAAAAUGCUAUGUUAUUAUUAUAAUAAUAAUAAUAAUAAUUAUUAUUAUUA
This is a messenger RNA of Cucumis melo (muskmelon), 1035 nucleotides long. RefSeq lists its product as uncharacterized. Bases 244 to 705 code for a protein of 153 amino acids. The record is from RefSeq and is a predicted model, not a curated record. Lineage: Eukaryota; Viridiplantae; Streptophyta; Magnoliopsida; Cucurbitales; Cucurbitaceae. The transcript has 5 exons.